GGCAACGCUGGCAUUAUUAGUCGAACCGGCAACCGGCAAGGACAUUUGCUUCUCCAGUUUCGCCAAAAUGGCUCUUUCAGUAUUCUGCCGAAAGUGGAGAUUCUGUUCUCUACCUCCACCAGUGGUACCAUGCCGGAGUUUUCGAUCGGACGCAGCUCUUGAAGCCCUAUCCAAGGCCUCCGAAGCCAAAACCCCAAGCGUCCUCGUCCUCUAUAACUAUCCUUCCUUCUCCGGUGCCUUCUCCGCACUCUUCGCACAUCUCUACCACUCCCGCCUCAAUCUCCCUUGCCUCAUUCUGCCUUUCUCGUCCGCCAUUCCCUUCCGGGUGGAAGAUGUGUGCAUUCAAGGACUUAAAGAGUGCUACUUUCUUGAUUUUCUUGGCCCAAAAGGUUUUGCUUUAGAGCUUUUCAAGCAAACAUCUUGCAAGGUAAUAGGAUUUGAUCAUCGUAAGUCGACGUUGGCGAAGAUUCCUGCUCCUAAGGAAAAUUUGAAUGAGAACCUUGCGUUACAUGUCAAUCUUGAGAAGAGUAGCUCCUUUGCUGUCUAUGAAUAUUUCUCUUCUAAGCUUUCAGAAAUUGUCUCGGAUGAUGAGAACAGUAUAGGUCUGACAGAUCCUAAAGACCGAGAGCGUGUGGAAUUGGUUCUCAAGUACAUUGAAGAUGGAGAUCUUCGUAGAUGGAGUUUGCCAGACAGCGAAACAUUUAAUGUUGGUAUUCGUGAAUGGCGCUCGAAGCUCAACUGCAUCACUAAUCCACAGAUGUAUAAGCAGUUGAUGGAGAUGAGUGCCAUGGAUAUAAUUGCUGGAGGCAUCUCCUCUGUGUCUACUCGACAGAUUGCUGCAAACAAAUUGUUGGAUAAGGUUUUCAAAGUUCGGUUGGGCAGAGGCUUGUAUGGGGAAUGCCUGGGGGUCAGACUUUAUGGUAGUUCAGAUUUAAUUGAUGAGGUUGGCAAGGAACUUAGCAGAAGAAGUGCUGUGGCUGGACUAAGGUCUAUAGGAGCUGUUGUUUACAUGCAACGAAACAAUCUUAAAAUGUGUUUGAGGAGCAUGGAUGUCAAUACUGAUACUUCCGAAAUUUCUAAGGCUUGUGGUGGAGGUGGCUCUCCAGGUUCCAGCUCCUUCAUCAUCCGGAUGGAUGAAUAUAACAAAUGGCUCUCAUCAUGCUCAUCCUGAGCGCAUUAACGUACAGAGAUGAAUUUUCAUCCUGUAAUAUAAAUAUUUAUUUUCCAAAUCCCAAACUAGGCUUAAAGAAGUUGAAUGACAUUGUUGGAAGGAAAUGGCUGUACAAUUAGUCGAACCAGCAACCGGCAAGGACAUUUCCUCAUGAAGCUUAGCCCAAUGGCUCUCUCAUUGUUCUUCCUUCCACUGUCCCCCACGACCACCAGUGCUACCAUGUCGGAGUUCUACAUCGUAGGCCAAAACCCCACAUGUCGUCAUCUUCUACAGCUAUCCUUCUCCUCACUCUUUGCACACCUCUACCACUCCCGCCUCAAUCUCCCUUGCCUCAGUUUGCCUUUCUAUUCCACCAUUCCCUUCUGGUAAGACUAAUACUACUAUAUUCACAUUUCCUCCAAGUUGAUUUUAUUGUCCCAAAAAAAAUGAAAAAAAAAAAAGGCUAGCAUGUUUAGCAGUAAUAUAUUUCACUAAUCAGUUUCUUUCAUAUAGUGUGGAAGAUGUUUGCAUUGAAGGACUUAAAAGAGUGUUACUUUCUUGAUUUUCUUGGACCAAAAGGUUUUGCUUUAGAGCUUUUCAACAUUUCCAAAGCUUUUCUUGGACCAAAAGGAUUUUUGGCAUAGAAGUUGCAUAAGAAUAGGAUAUCAUAAUACAUCAAAGCAGCUGAUUGACAUAUUUUUCCUACUUAAUUGGGAUUGCUAUGGGCUUUGAGAUUUCUUGGAGGUUUAGCAUCAGAAUGUUGAAGAAAUAGUUGUGUACUAAAUGUAAGAUACCUAAAGUCCUCUGUGUUAAUGAAAAAUCCAAUGAGGCUACAAAUGCAGAUGAUGUGUAUAAUCACUUAUGCAUUAGUGCACUGGACAACCUUCAAUUGAGGCCUUUGGCUGUUGGACAUGCUGCCAAUUCACAGUAUUCCCCAUUUGUACCCCACCAAGUCACUCCUUUAUUGUCCAUUCCGAGUGUGAAGUAUAGCAGCAUGCCCAUGAAAUCUAUACCAGCAUCCAGAGCUGCUGAAAGAAUGUAAUUGUACCUUUGCCACCACUGCUUUCGGUAAUGGAAGACAAAAUAGUUGAAAAUGAUCCCUACUAUGAUCUAGGCAUUGUAAUUUAAUCGUGUUGCUGGUGGGAUGGCACCUCCUCCUCCCAGAAGGACUGGAAGGUUAAUUAGAGGAAUCCAAGAAUGCUUUGGAAAUGCCUUGUGGAAGAGCCAAACUAUAGUAGAUCCCAGGGCCCCUCGAAGAAAAAACCAAUUCAUUUCAGUGUAGUUUCCUAGAGUUCCAAAAAUCCUUUUAGGUCCAACCAAACCCUCUAUGGCAGAUGCAUCAAAGAACGCCCUAUCUCCAGGGUAUGUCCAUGGACUAUCUGGUGGAAGGAGGUCAUCCUGGCAGAUGUUCUCAAUGGGGUGCAGCUGCCACCAUGCCACAGAUAUGUUGAUAGUGCUGCUAUAAUUGUUCCUAUGAACUGGAUCCACCCAAGAAAGAAUUAUAAAACCUGAUGGUAAUAUUUCUGUAAAAUAUGAUUUUCACUGCCAACGAAACAGCUUUUGCUACAGAACUCCUUGUUCUUGCAUGUUCGCCUGGGCAGAGGGUUGUAUGGGGAA
Molecule: messenger RNA, 2767 nt
Organism: Coffea arabica (coffee)
Lineage: Eukaryota; Viridiplantae; Streptophyta; Magnoliopsida; Gentianales; Rubiaceae
Source: RefSeq, a predicted model, not a curated record